AGAGGUUCCACAUCGGAAAGCACAAGAACACAAGAGCCACGAUCACGCCCCGGAAAUCUUGACGUACUGGAGCGAGCUGGCCUGGUCUCGUUUCAAAUUGAAGGCUCUCCCACUGCUAGCAGUAGCUAGAGCUAGAGCAGAGCAGGGCACACCCCGUGCGAGGCUAAACAUGGGCAGCCAGGCGGACACGACGACGACGUGCCCGCCGUCGGCGCAGGGGCGACUCAUCACGGUGCUGAGCAUCGACGGGGGCGGCAUCCGCGGUCUCAUCCCCUCCACCAUCCUCGCAUGUCUCGAGUCCAAGCUCCAGGAGCUAGACGGGCCGGACGCGCGCAUCGCGGACUACUUCGACGUGAUCGCCGGGACGAGCACGGGCGCGCUGGUCACGUCGAUGCUGGCGGCGCCGGGCGAGAACAAGCGGCCACUCUUCGAGGCCAAGGACAUCAACAACUUCUACCUUGAGAACGGGCCCAAGAUCUUCCCGCAGAGGAGGUUGGGGUUCCUGACCCCGAUAGCGAACCUGUUCGGCGCGGUGAAGGGUCCCAAGUACGACGGUAAGUUCCUGCACGACAAGAUCAAGAGCCUCACCAACGACGUGACGGUCGCCGACACCGUCACCAACAUCAUAGUCCCGACGUUCGACAUCAAGUACCUGCAGCCGGUCAUCUUCAACACGUACGAGGCCAAGGUGGACCCGCUCAAGAACGCGCACCUCUCGGACAUCUGCAUCAGCACGUCGGCGGCGCCGACCUACUUCCCGGCGCACUACUUCGCGACCCACGACCCCAUGGGCAAGCUGCCGGACCGUGAGUAUCACCUGGUCGACGGUGGCGUGGCCGCCAACAACCCCACUAUGGCCGCCAUGUCCAUGAUCACCAAGGAAGUGUUGCGCCGGAACCCGGACUUCUCGCACGGCAAGCCCGCCGAGUACCACAGGUACCUCAUCAUCUCCCUCGGCACAGGGACGGCCAAGCAGGCGGAGAAGUACACCGCGCCGGACUGCGCCAAGUGGGGCGUCCUCCGCUGGCUCUAUGAUGGUGGCUUCACCCCACUUAUCGACAUUUUCUCCCAUGCAAGCGCCGACAUGGUCGACAUCCACGCUGCUAUAUUAUUCCAAGCACUUCACAUUGAGAAGAACUACCUACGCAUCCAGGACGACUCACUCACGGGCCACACAUCCUCUGUGGAUAUCUCCACCAAGGCGAACAUGGAGGCGCUCAUCGGAAUUGGCAACAUGUUGCUCAAGAAGAAAGUGGCUCGGGUGAACAUCGACACAGGGAUUUACGAGCCCGUUGAUGAUGAGGGCACCAACGAAGAGGCGCUCGCUCACUUCGCCCAGAAGCUCUCCGACGAGCGCAAGCUGCGGCUGAGCCAACCCACCCUCAACUCUCAAUAGACAAGAGAACGAUUCGAAAGAGAACAAAGACAAAGAAAACUAGCUGCUAUGCUAGAUGGACCGAUCUAGAGUUGUAAUAUAUUGUUAUGUAAUGUAAUGUCUGGUGAGUAAUUAUUUUUUAUCCAACAA
Messenger RNA from Hordeum vulgare subsp. vulgare (domesticated barley), 1525 nucleotides. RefSeq names its product patatin-like protein 1. The transcript has 3 exons. Gene Ontology annotation, molecular function: glycerophospholipase activity; monoacylglycerol lipase activity. The record is from RefSeq and is a predicted model, not a curated record. NCBI's taxonomy places the organism in Eukaryota, Viridiplantae, Streptophyta, Magnoliopsida, Poales, Poaceae. Bases 170 to 1396 code for a protein of 408 amino acids. Gene Ontology annotation, biological process: lipid metabolic process.